Messenger RNA from Helobdella robusta, 303 nucleotides. RefSeq lists its product as hypothetical. The record is from RefSeq and is a predicted model, not a curated record. The annotation marks the transcript as partial. The transcript has 4 exons. NCBI's taxonomy places the organism in Eukaryota, Metazoa, Annelida, Clitellata, Rhynchobdellida, Glossiphoniidae.
AAACAUAAACAUAUGUUUAUAAUAUGUAUGCAUGUGUGUGCGUGUGUGUGCGUGUGUGUAUGUGUGUGUGUGUAUGAGUGCAUGUGUGUUUUGCAUGUGUGUGUGUGUGUCUGUGGAUGUAUGUGUGUGAGUUUGUGUGUGCGUGCGUGCGUAUGUGUUUGUGUGUGUGUUUGUGUGUGUGUGUGUGUGUGUGCGUGUGUGUUGUGCGCACGAUCGAAUGUAUGGUUGAACGCAUGUGACUAUGUGUGUGUGUGUGUGUGUGUGUGUGUGUGUGUGUGUGUGUGUGUGUGUGUGUGUGUGUAG